Messenger RNA from Nycticebus coucang (slow loris), 4553 nucleotides. It is a transcript of the gene EFS, whose product is annotated as embryonal Fyn-associated substrate. The record is from RefSeq and is a predicted model, not a curated record. Gene Ontology annotation, molecular function: protein binding. Bases 536 to 2209 code for a protein of 557 amino acids. Lineage: Eukaryota; Metazoa; Chordata; Mammalia; Primates; Lorisidae. Gene Ontology annotation, biological process: cell surface receptor protein tyrosine kinase signaling pathway; cell migration. The transcript has 6 exons. Gene Ontology annotation, cellular component: plasma membrane; cytoplasm; focal adhesion.
CUGGGAGUACUACUCUCCAGCGCGGUCGGCAGGUGGGGAGGGUUGGCGCCUAAACUCGCUAGUCAAGCCCAACUGCCCCAGCAGCUUCUCCCAGCCCUCGGGGCUCCACUGAGCGGCUGGAGAGUCGUCGAGCGCAGUCCCAGCUCCCGCCUGCUCGCCCGCUCGGGCCCGGGCAGGGACCUUUCGGCCUGUUUGGGCCCCGGGGCCUCCGCGGCCUGGGGCAAAGCAGCUCCAGGGGCCUGACCAACCCGACGGUCCCUGGGAGGACGCGGGGACGGUACAGAGCACGCACCCUUGGAUGAGGUCCCGCAGCGACGCCCCGGCCCGCCCCGCUCCUCCUCCUGCCUGGCCUAACUGCCUCCCAUUUGGGAAGUUUUGUGGGUUUCUUUUCUCCUCCUCCAACCUUGGCGGAGGCCACGACUCAGGCGCCACAACGGGGGACGGCCUCCUCACUUGGAGGCUGCGGACCAUGGUUCGAGGCAGCCAUCGCUGAAGUCAGCAAAACCGAGCCUAGGCUGAGCGGGAGGCCAAGGCCAUGGCCAUUGCCACGUCGGCCCAGCUGGCCCGGGCACUGUAUGACAACACUGCCGAGUCCCCCCAGGAGCUGUCCUUCCGCCGAGGGGAUGUUCUGCGGGUACUGCAGCAGGAAGGCGCUGGUGGGCUGGACGGCUGGUGCCUCUGCUCCCUGCAUGGCCAGCAGGGCAUUGUCCCCGCCAACAGAGUGAAACUCCUUGGCCCAGCACCCAAGCCCAGCCUCUCCCCGGUGCCCCCAACCCCCCAGCCCAGCUCAUCUUAUCCAGGCCUGGAUCACGGCAAUGAGGAGCAGGAGGUAUAUGUGGUACCACCCCCAGCUCGGCCCUGUCCUGCCUCAGGACCUCCAGCUGGACCCUCUCCACCCUCUCCUGACCCCAUCUACAAAAUCCCCAGAAGCAGUGGUACCCAGCUUGCUGCCUCCGGAGAUAUCUUAGAGGUCUAUGAUGUGCCCCCCACUGCCCUCCGGGUUCCCUCCAAUGGCCCCUAUGACUGCCCCACCUCCUUUUCCCACCCUCUGGCCCGGGCUGCCCCUGGAGAGGAUGAAGCUCUGUAUGAUGUGCCUGUGGCGCCGCAGCCAUCUGCCGAACUGGAGCCAGAUUUGGAGUGGGAAGGGGGCCGGGAACCAGGUCCCCCCCUCUAUGCUGCCCCCUCCAACCUGAAAAGGGCAUCAGCCCUCCUCAACCUGUAUGAAGCACCCGAGGAACUGCUGGCAGAUGGGAAAGGCGGGGGCACUGACGAGGGUAUCUAUGAUGUGCCCCUGCUAGGGCCAGAGGCUCCCCCUUCUCCAGAGCCCUCAGGAGCCUCACCCUCCAAUAACCUGGACACCUUGGCCCAGCUUCUGGCCAGAAGCCCUCCACCCCCACACAGGCCCCGACUACCCUCAACUGAAAGCUUGUCCCGCCGCCCUCUGCCUGCCCUGCCUGUCCCUGAGGCCUCCAGCCCUUCUCCAGCUCCCUCUCCUGCCCCAGGCCGUAAGGGCAGUAUCCAGGACCGGCCUCUGCCCCCACCCCCACCCCGCCUUCCAGGCUAUGGAGGCCCUAAGGUUGAAGGUGAUCCGGAGGACAGGGAAGUGGAAGAUGAUUCAGCAGGGCAUCAUAAUGAGUAUGAGGGCAUUCCAGUGGCUGAGGAGUAUGACUAUGUCCACCUGAAGGGCAUGGAUAAAGCUCAGGAAUCUAGGCCCCUGGACAAGACCUCCACAGGGGAUCCUGAAGUGCUGGAGAAGGGACUACCAGUGCAGCAGGAGGCCCUAUCCCCAGGGGAGCCACUGGUUCUAUCCACUGGAGAUCUACAACUCCUACACUUCUAUGCAGGACAGUGCCAGAGCCACUACUCAGCACUGCAGACAGCUGUGGCAGCACUGAUGUCCAGCACCCAGACUAACCAGCCCCCACGCCUCUUCGUGCCCCAUGGCAAAAGGGUGGUAGUGGCUGCUCAUCGCCUGGUGUUUGUUGCGGACACACUGGGCCGGCUGGCAGCCUCUGCCCCUUUGCGAGCACAGGUUGGGGCUGCAGGUACAACACUAGGCCAGGCACUACGGGCCACUGUGCUGGCUGUCAAGGGAGCCGCCCUGGGCUACCCAUCUGGCCCUGCGGCCCAAGAAAUGGCACAGUGUGUGGUAGAAUUGGCCAGUCAGGCCCUCCGGUUCACCACCCUGCUCACCAGCCUGGCCUCCUGAGGGCCUUGGCACAACUCUGCCCUCCCUGGCCUGCCAAAGCUCCCCUCCAGUUCUCAGGUGGCUGGAGGGCUCUGUUUUAGGAACUAGGAGAGGUGGUAGUAUCUUUCCCCUUUCCUGCCCCUUCCUGUCAUCUCAGCCUCUUACAGGCAUCUCUUCUUUCUAACCCAUAGCUUUUUGUACGAGCCAUUUUGUAUAAAUUAUUUAUAUUUAAUAUUAUUCCCUGCUUUGUCAGAGGCAGGCACCAGGCCCUCUGGGAUGGGGAGGCACUGGAUUCUUCUCCAGCCUAGGGUGGAGGUCACUCUGCCACCCACCUCUGGAAGCUCAGCUGCACAGAGAAACCAGGGGCAGAAACUUGGGGGCACAUGGAGCCCUCACUUUCCCUGUUUCUUGGCUCUGGAAAAUCAGUGUUACACUGUCAGCUGAGAUGACGAUAGGACAAGGAUUGCCCAGAGAUAAAGAUUUGGAAGAGAUCAUACUGUUGUUCCUCCCUGCAGAAGGCAGGAGAGCUCUGGGCCUCAGGUGUGGACAUGGACCUCAAUAAACCCUGCUGUCUGCUUCCCUGACUGCUUCUUGGGAGCCUGGGGAGCAGACUUGAUGCCCUUUGGCCAAACCUAUGGGACAUAUACUGUGAGCAAGAUGCCUUUAGGGACUUAGAAGAUUUUGGUCCUUCAACCACUGACUGGCAGGUUCUCAGCUGCCGUGACACACCAGGCACAGUUCUGGAAGUACGCUGUGAAUGUGCCUUCCUAGUGAGAGUGGGAUAGACAUAAACAAGUCAGUUAAAAUAAGUAAAUAAAAAAAUAAACCUGCCAAAAUUGACAGUUGCUGCUGAUGGAAAUCAACAAGGUGAUACUGAUGUAAAGAGAUUAACUAUAGAGGCCAGUAAAGGAAACUAGAAGUGAUAUAUGAGUGAAGCCAACCUGGAGGAUGACAGAACCAAGGAGAGUCUGAGGACUAGUACCUAGGAUGUGGACACCAACUACUGUGCAGGGCUUCUUUCAAGACGUCCUUGUCAAGUAAUGUCAUUACAGAAAUGUAAAUGUGUGGAGAGGCUGACCACAAGAGACCCUCAAAAUGUACAGUCCUAGCCAGGUGUGGCGGCUCAUGCCUAUAAUCCUAGCACUUUGGGAGACCAAGGUGUGAAGAUCACUUGAGGUCAAGAGUUUGAGACCAGAGCAAGAGAGAGACCCCCAUCUCUACACAAAAUAGAAAAUUAGCUGAGCAUGAUGGUGUAUGUCUAUAGUCCCAGUUAUUCAGGAGGCUGAGGUAGGAGGAUUGCUUGACCCCAGAAGUUUGAGGUUGCAGGUAGUGAACUAUGAUGAUGCCAUUGCACUCCAAUCCUAGGUAACAGAAUAAGACACUUUGCCUUGGCCUCCCGAGAGGAGGCCAGUGCAAGGCCUGGCUAUCUUUAGAGACAGGGUCUCACUCUGGCUCAGGCUGGUCUCGGAACUCAUGGAACUCAAACAAUCCACCCACCUUGGCUUUCCAGAGUGCUAGGAUUACAGGCAUGAGGCAAUGCACCCUGCCUUAAGAUCCUUUCUUUAAAAAAAAAAAGUCUCAUCCUGGAAAGGCCACCCCAAUCAAAGGCCUAGCCUCAGCUUUGAACCACAGGAUAACUCUAGGCAACUGGAGACGCUGCUUGCCAACCUGACACUCUUCCUUACCUUAGGUGACCCCCCCACCCCACCCCAGGAGAGUCUAGCCCCUUACACUCUGCUUUCCAGCCUUUCUACUGAUCAUCCUGGCCAACCCUUUUAGAGGAGUUGAGGUAGCAAUGUGUUAAUCCUCAGAACUUUAGUGAAAUUGAUGAGACAUGGCUUAGAUGAGGGAUCAGUCCAGCCACUUUCAAGGGAAGUAAUCUAAGCCACAGACCCAUUGCUUCAGUUCUGCUUUCCCAUCAUGUUACCAUGACAUGGUGAUUGGAUUGUGGGUACCUCAAGUUUCAAUCACAAUCUUAGUCUCUUAUACCCCUACGAAUUUGCCAUUUCUGUUUUGGUCACCUUUCUCACUGCACUAGCAAAGGAAAACUCAUUUCCAGAUUCUGGGGCCAACAAGAUUUGCUCCCAGGUGUUGAAGGCCAUUCCUCAUCAUCUUCCAGACAGAAUUUCAAGAAGUUAGCCUGAAGUUAGAGUCAGUUUCAGUUCACGUCUCAGGUCUGCUAUGUACUCGUUUGUGGGCAAAUUAUGCCAUUCCCUCUGAGGAUGAUCUAAUGGUCUUACAGGGUUUUUGUGAGGACCUAACAAGAUAAUGCAUGUGAACAGCUCAGCACUACAUAAACUUAAGGGAUUAUUAUUCCUGGACAUAUUAAAGGGGUGCAGACAAAUUAAUCUCCAAGGAAUAUGGA